CUUUAUGGAAAUUGAUAUUUUCAACCGCAAAUGUCACUUGUACCAACGUAGCUGAAGUGACCACACAGGAGCUGACAGGCAGUGCAGUCAGGUAGCCGAGGACAUUGCCGAAAGUAAGAAGAAAUUCCCAGCAAAUUACCGGAAUGAUCAAUGAUCCUGGCAGAAGUCCUUCGGUAUUUGCCAUUUGCAGCAGGAAGAGGAGUUCCGGGUAAUUGGAACUGGAGCGCAAUGUGUGAAAACCAAGGGGCACAGCCAUUAGUUUAAUGCUUUUUUGCGGGCAGAACAAAGGCCCGGCAUGAAAUUCUAUGAGAGCACCAAUCAAACUCAUAAUUAGCAUAAUUGCCGCCGAUCGAGCCGACGCCAGGACAAAUUCCCAGACGGCUUUCGAUUUCCGAAUCUCAGUUCGAAGAUCGCUCUAUUUCGAUUUCUAGGAAUUCGUGGAUUUAUUUGAUAAAUUGACCAGAAACUCGUGGCCGACUUAACGCCCCCGCAGGAGUGGAAGAUGAGGGCCAGAAGGGGUUAAUUGCCCUGGGCCCGUCCUCGGGGAAAGCAGCAUAAUUUCCCUGGCCCCGUCUCCAUCACGUGUCCAUAUAUGUGCAGGCAUUCAGCGGAGCAUCAAUAUUUUGGAAAUGCAGCGUCAGGCGACAGAUGGCACACGCUUUUUUCGGAUGAUUUGGAAUCCAUACAAGCAGCCCAACAGCAAACGGUGUGUGUGGCGCCUUUUUUUAGGGCACUCGUGGGCGGGUGCAAAUAGAAAUGUGAGUGAAAGCGGUGGCAGCUGGUGUUGGAGAUGCAGCGCAAGUGUCAAGGCUGUCUUACCAUUUCUUAUGUGGUACGGAUUUCGCCAUUAAUUUGAAUUUCGAUAAGCAGAGGAAAGGCGCGCUAACGACUACCGAGUGUCUGACGAUGGCAAUCGACUACUUUUAUGAAAAUGAUGUGGCAACGCUGGAUUUGGCUGGCAACACUGCAAUAUGCGCACAUUUUGAAAAUUUUGUAUACGGCGUUGCCCCCUCUUCGGUUUGACUAUCGCCGAAAGGGUCACUCUAACGCGCACAUGUUUUUGUUUUGUUGACAAAAUAAGUCGCGAUGUCUCGAAAGAAGUGGUCUUCGCUGGACAAACCACCACUCUCAGAUGCCGUGCUCCAGGUGGUGCAGAGCUUCGGCUUCCAGCAGAUGACGCCCGUCCAGACGGCGGCCAUUCCGCUGCUCCUGGCCCGCAAGGAUGUCUCCGCGGAGGCUGUGACGGGCAGCGGAAAAACGCUGGCGUUUCUCGUACCUCUCUUGGAAAUCCUGCAGAGACGCCACAAGGAGACGCCGUGGGGUCCCAAGGAGAUCGGUGCCCUCGUCAUCUCACCCACCAGGGAACUGGCCCGCCAGAUCUCCGAAGUGCUGGCACAAUUCCUGGAGCACGAGGAUCUGGAGCACCUGAAUCAACAGCUAAUUGUGGGUGGCAACAGCAUCGAGGAGGACAUAGCUACGCUGCGCAAGGAGACGCCCUGCAUUCUGGUGUGCACGCCCGGCCGACUGGAGGAUCUCUUUCAGCGCAAGGGGGAUGAUCUGAAUUUGGCGGCACGGGUCAAGAGCCUCGAGUUCCUGGUGCUCGACGAAGCCGAUCGUCUGCUGGACCUGGGCUUCAAGACGAGUGUAAAUAACAUACUGGGCUACCUGCCCCGCCAGCGACGAACUGGCCUCUUCUCCGCCACCCAAACCACCGAGGUUACGGAUUUAAUCCGAGCGGGGUUGCGAAAUCCCGUACUUGUUUCGGUCAAGGAGAAGGCCUCCGUGAAUACGCCCGCCCGCCUGCAGAACUUCUACAGGAUUGUAGAGCCGGAACGCAAGUUUCUGGCCCUGCUGGAGUUCCUUAGUUCCCCCGGCACUCGAAACGGGAAGGUUAUGGUCUUCUUUCCCACCUGCGCCUGUGUGGAGUACUGGGCGGAGGCCUUGCCGCCCCUUCUUCCCAAACGCACAGUGCUGGGAAUCCACGGAAAGAUGAAAAACAAAAGGGCCAGCGUGGUCGAGAAGUUCCGCAACACACCGCAGGCUGUACUCCUCUGCACGGAUGUACUGGCGCGCGGCUUGGAUGUGCCCGAGAUCGAGUGGGUGGUGCAGUGGGAUCCACCCUCGACUGCCUCCAGUUUUGUGCAUCGGGUGGGACGCACUGCUCGACAGGGUAACGAGGGCAACGCUCUGCUGUUUCUCCUGCCCAGCGAAGAUGCCUACAUACACUUCCUGAAGAUCAACCAGAAGGUGGAGCUGAAUGAACUGCCCACCGAAGAGGAGGAGAACGAUGAUGUUGCUGAAAAGAAGGAACUGCCAUCCGUUUUAGAGCAACUGCAUCGGCUGCAGGUGGCGGACAAGGGCGUCUAUGACAAGGGAAUGCGCGCUUUUGUCUCCCAUGUAAGGGCAUACACCAAGCACGAGUGCAGUGCUAUUCUCCGGCUAAAAGAUCUGGAUCUGGGCAAAAUGGCUACUGCCUACGGCCUUCUGCAACUGCCCCGCAUGCCGGAGCUGAAGAACUACAAGGAAGGCGGCUAUAUUGCCCCCACCUUCGAGGUGGAUCUCACCAAGCUUACCUACAAGAACGCCCAAAAGGAGCAGGUCCGACAAAAAAAAAUGGAAACGUACCAGGAGACGGGGAGCUGGCCCGGCCAGAAACAGCACAAGAAGCGCGUCGAGUCCUGGGAUCAGACCAAGAAGGCCAAGCUGGAUGCCAAGUCCAAGAAGGAGCUGCGCAAGGCCAAGAAGCAACGAAAGAAAGCAGCGGAGGCAGAGGCGGGAUCUGGAAAGGGAAAGAAGAGACAGCAGUUCAGCCAGGAGGACCUCGACGAACUGGCCAGCGAUAUCCGACUCUUCAAGCGCCUCAAAAAGAACAAAAUCAGCGAGGAGGAAUUCGACAAGGCCAUGGGCAUCGAGGGCGACAAUGAGUGACCUGUUUAGGGGAUCAAUUUUUUGAUUAAUAAAUAUCUGUUAGGAAAA
This is a messenger RNA of Drosophila biarmipes, 2976 nucleotides long. Its product is annotated as probable ATP-dependent RNA helicase DDX55 homolog. Gene Ontology annotation, cellular component: nucleolus. NCBI's taxonomy places the organism in Eukaryota, Metazoa, Arthropoda, Insecta, Diptera, Drosophilidae. The transcript has 2 exons. The coding region runs from base 1087 to 2928 and encodes 613 amino acids. The record is from RefSeq and is a predicted model, not a curated record. Gene Ontology annotation, molecular function: ATP binding; nucleic acid binding; RNA helicase activity.